Molecule: messenger RNA, 732 nt
Organism: Sphenostylis stenocarpa
Lineage: Eukaryota; Viridiplantae; Streptophyta; Magnoliopsida; Fabales; Fabaceae
Source: the annotation of a GenBank genome assembly
AUGACCGGGAAGGACGAGUUCGUUUCUUACUCGCCCCUUCCCUCAAAUCCUAACCCUCACCCUAAUCCUUAUUCUUAUCCUAACCCGUACCAUCAAAACGUUGUCGUUCUUCUCCCCACUUACCAUCCUCGUUUCAAUAGCCGUCGCCGUCGCUGCAUCCUCUACUCCCUCGCACUCUUCCUCUUCCUCCUCUUUGCCGGUGUCGCCUUCCUCCUCUACCCCUCCGACCCGGAGAUCCGCCUCGUCCGGAUCCGACUCAAUCGCAUCGGGAUCCGAACCAACCCGAAGCCCAUUCUCGACCUCUCCUUCUCCCUCACCGUCAAAGUUCGCAACCGAGACUUCUUCUCCCUAUCCUACGACUCCCUCGACGUCUCCGUUGGCUACCGGGGCCGCCAAAUAGGCUUUGUCUCUGCCGCCGGCGAAGAUGGACGCAUCAGGGCGCGCGCCUCCUCCUACGUCGACGCCACGCUCACCGUCGACGGGUUUGAGGUUAUCUACGAUGCGUUCUACCUGCUAGAAGAUAUCGCUAAGGGUGUGAUUCCGUUUGACGCUGACACGAGAGUUGAAGGGAAAUUGGGACUUUUCUUCUUCACUGUUCCUUUGAAGGCAACGGUGUCAUGCGAAGUGUACGUGAACAUAAACCAGCAAACAAUUGUACGUCAAGACUGUUAUCCUAAGUCACUGGGUGAUCCUCUUGAUCAGAGCGCAGAUAUUGAAGUUGGAGAUACAUGA